UAUCUUUCAAAAAGCCAUUAUCGUUAGCCAGAUUUUCACAAAAUAAGAUAUGAAAACCCAAAGCAAGCAGUUUAGUAUAUAAAAACAGCAUCCGACUGGUAGCUGGCAGAUUUGCAGUAGUCUGAUUUUCGAUUCAUUUCAACUUUCUUUUCUGGAACAAUUUUACAUUUGGACCCAACCAGUAAUUUCGUGGAUAUUCUGCCUCGAAAAUGGAGAACUCAUGUUGUGGAUUGUUUGUUGUCGAAUCGAAUAAACCGAUUCCGCUGACCGCUAUUGAUUACGAUGUCGAUGUGAAAGGAUUUGCCGGUUCAUUCACUAUUAACCAGACAUUCCAGAACGUCGAAUCUACGGAUCUGGAAAGCGUGUACGGAUUCCCGAUGAACGACCAAGCAGCUGUCACGGGUUUCACCGUGAAGAUCGACGACCGCACACUGAGCAGUCAGUUCAAGAAGAAGGACGAAGCCUUCAAGGAAUACAACGCCGCGCUGCAGCGCGGAGCCGGCGCGUAUCUUCUGGACCAGGCGGAUCGCAGCGACGACACCUUCGUGCUGAGUGUGGGCAGACUGCCGCCCGGGAAGGAGUGCGUGGUCAGCAUCAACUACGUCUGCACACUGGACAGCGUCAGCGAGACGAAGCAGCGACUGCUCAUUCCCAUGGCGCUCUUCCCGAGAUACAAUCCCAGUCCGGAACGCACGGUUGGGACAACGGCGCCACCGGAGAGGUAUGCUGCAACGGUGACGUAUAAAGCGACGCUGGAUGCCAAAAUUGAAACGCUGGAUAAAGUGAAAUCCGUGUCGUCAGUGUCGCACCCGAUUGCUGUCAGCAUAACUGGAGACAGUUUCGUUCAGGUCACUUUCGGCGCCCAGCAGCAACCAGUUGACCGCGAUCUGGUAAUCGACAUUGAGAUCCAGAAAAUCCAGGGUGUUCUCGUUCGGCAUCGGUGGCAGCUGCAGUCGCUCAUUGGUCAACGGAAUCGCGUUGGUCGGCAACGGAAAAUCAGAGUACUGUAAACACGGUGAAAUACUAGAAGACAAAAUCGGCCGCCAUCUGGAGCGAGCGUUGCAGCCUGCCGUUGUACAAGCGAGUGUUUUGUGGGAAGGAGUUAAAAACGUGCAAAAAGUGCCGUACGUGUUACCGCCCGUAUUCCGCGGUGACCGGCAAAUUGCUUAUGCGUUCUUCGAAAUUGGAGAGACAGGUCAGACUCCCAAAGUCGUUUUGCAGCUGAAAGACAAGUUGAAGAAAGAAACAGAUUUUGCAUAUCCCAUCAGCUCCGAAAAAAUUCAAGGCAUUUCGAAUUGGCAGCGAGAGCUUUAAUUAAGUAUUUGGAAACCGCUCCAACCGGAACAGCUUUUCUCGGUAGUAGUGGAUCGUUACCAAAGCGAAAUGCGGAUUUGUCUGAU
Messenger RNA from Paramacrobiotus metropolitanus, 1400 nucleotides. RefSeq names its product von Willebrand factor A domain-containing protein 5A-like. Lineage: Eukaryota; Metazoa; Tardigrada; Eutardigrada; Parachela; Macrobiotidae. The transcript is spliced from 2 exons. The record is from RefSeq and is a predicted model, not a curated record. Bases 210 to 1010 code for a protein of 266 amino acids.